GUCAAGUUAAGCAUUAAUACAAUAGUUAGUUUUGCAUUCGAAUGUGAUUUACCUGUUAAUAAAUAAAUAACAUUAUUAAAUAACAAAUUUGUUGAAUAUAAUGGACAGUGUGGAGAAUACUGCUACGAUUAGGCGGUACGAGAAUUUUCCGUCGUAUGGGCCUUUUUAUGGAGUAAUGGGCGUAUCUGCAGCCAUGGUUUUAUCGUCGUUUGGAGCUGCUUACGGAACCGCAAUAUCUGGUACUGGGAUAGCAGCAACAGCAGUCAUGCGACCGGAACUGAUUAUGAAAUCUAUUAUACCCAUUGUUAUGGCUGGAAUUAUAGCGAUCUAUGCCAAGGGAUAUGUGCAUCUAGCUGCUGGUUUGUCUGUGGGCAUGUGUGGACUAGCUUCAGGUUAUGCUAUUGGAGUAGUUGGCGACGUCGGGGUCCGCAAUACCGCCUUACAGCCUCGAUUAUUUAUUGGAAUGAUUCUCAUUUUAAUUUUCGCAGAGGUCUUGGGGCUUUAUGGAAUGAUUGUGGCAAUUUACCUUUAUACUAAAGAUAUUUCUUAAAAUAUUACAUUAUGUUGUUCUAAAAGAUAUCUAAUACAUAUGCAUUUUUGUGCCUUGGUAAAAUUCACUGGCGUAUUUCACUGAUGACGGGCACGCAGAAAAAAGAU
Molecule: messenger RNA, 657 nt
Organism: Drosophila nasuta
Lineage: Eukaryota; Metazoa; Arthropoda; Insecta; Diptera; Drosophilidae
Product: V-type proton ATPase 16 kDa proteolipid subunit c-like
Exons: 2
Coding region: 101-550 (149 amino acids)
Biological process (GO): proton transmembrane transport
Cellular component (GO): proton-transporting V-type ATPase, V0 domain
Molecular function (GO): proton-transporting ATPase activity, rotational mechanism
Source: RefSeq, a predicted model, not a curated record